Molecule: messenger RNA, 4360 nt
Organism: Spirodela intermedia
Lineage: Eukaryota; Viridiplantae; Streptophyta; Magnoliopsida; Alismatales; Araceae
Source: the annotation of a GenBank genome assembly
AUGGAGGGUCCCGAAGGAGACAGCGGAGCUCCCGACUCGUGGGAGCUGGCGGAUUUGGACGAGAGCAUGAGCCGUUUGCUUGCCUCCUCCUCUUCGUCCAGGAAGAUUCCGCCGCCGGAGUUCGUCGACGAGGUGGCGACCCCCGCGCCCCCUGUGUCGACGCCUGUCGCUUCUUCCGAGUCUUCUUCAUUGCAGGCGGCUGCGGUGGGCCAGGUGGACCAAUUUCUGAGGGAGGCACUGGAGAAGCCGCGGGAGAGACUGGCGAGUAAGUUAAUGUCUGCGUUCACUACUUUGCUUUCUGCUUGUGUCUCGAAAGGCCUGAAUUUCAUUAUGCGUAUUGAUCAGCUUGAGAUUGCACGCGACAAUUGCCUCCAAGACUUGUUACGGUGUAUGCCCUUUCUUCUCCAUGUGUAGAAAAUUUAUGCACUUUCAGAAAAUGCAACAUAAGUGCCGUCUUCAUCCCGAAUUCAUGGUUACAUCAUAUGUAUCAUGUUCUUGGUGGGGAUUACAUGCCAGUGUUCAUGUCUUCAUGAAUUUGUUGAUUGCAUAGAGUGCUGAAUGAAUGACUUUACCUACUGUGCCAUCUGAGCGAUCAAAGGACUAUGAGCUUCAUUGACAGUUAAUAUAGAAUUUUCUGGCUCAGUUCUGACAAUUUACUUACUGGGAUGUGUUGCCUCUACUUGGCUGUUGAGAUACUACCCUCUUGGUGAGUAGGCUGUUAUUAUCAUCAUCGCAAACAUCUUCACUAAAAAUACAGCAAGAAACCUUCUUUUACGUCUGUUUCAGGCUGGCGUCGAACUUCAACGCCGAAUCUCUUGGGUUCCUACAAUAUUUUAUCCUGCUGUGAACUUGAAGCAAAUAUUUUAUUUCGCGUGGCAAAUCUUUGGGAUUGAUCCGUACACAUGCAGGAGAGGAUUUUCCGAAGGAUAAAUUGAUGACAACUGUGUCCAAUGCCUCAUUGUGUCAUAUGGCGUGGUCAUUUUUAAGUGCUGCGAACAGAAAUCCAUUUCAUUGGAUAAUGUUUCUGGUUUAUCGACAACUAUAGUUGUUUUUUGUCAGCGUCAUAUGGUUCCCAUGUUCUAUCGCAUCAAUUCGUUUUUAUAUUCUGGUUGCAUUCCUAUUGUGAUAUAAUUUCCAUUUUUUAGUACACUUCUUCCUUGGCAUAAACAUAGAUUUAAUCCUUUUUCUUAAGCCUCCGCUGAUUUACGAUCCCCCACUGCUUUGUUUUCUCUUUUGCUCUCAAAUUUUUCUCAUUUUUUUUUGGGUUCUACCCUCCGUCUCGUGAAGUACCCGAUCUUUUUUUUAUUUUUUACUAUUUCUGCCAUUUCUAUUCUUCAAUAUCUCCGUCCAAAAAAUUCAAGGCAGAUAACUGGCUUCUUUCAUGUCACCGUUUUGUUCUUGGCUUUGGAAAUGUAUGGCAGCUCUGUACCCAUCCUGCACAUGAGUAGUUUUUAAAAGGGAUUCGGUAGACUGGCCCCCUUUUAGCUGUUAUUUUAUUAUUUCUCAAUCUUUACUUAGAAGGCUUUUCCUGUUUUUGUCAUAUUUAAGAUUUUGUAUGUCUUCAAUAUAAAUUUGAUCCCACAGUUGAGUAAUACGAUAGUUUUUAUCCUCUUCCUCUUUUUUUAUAUUUCUUCAAAUAUGAUGCGGGUAUAUGGUCACUGUCCAUGACUUUCUGCCUUUUCUUUUGGAAUUCUCUCCUGGGCUCCUACUUUGUAAAUAUUUCCUAAGAGAUGAACCUCGCACCGUUGCUGGUGGGAUAGAGUUGGAAUUUCAAAGUUCCAACCAAAUAGGUGGAAUUUUCUGGCUUGCUAUUUAUGUCACUCCCCUCCUCUUACAUAUCUCCGGUCGAAGUCGUGGGAGGAGUGCUGGCAGUUCAUGCAUCCCAGCAGAUCUAUUGACUUGUAAAAUACGCAUUUUCUACUUUUAUUUUUUAGGCGUGAAAGGAAAUUAGGUCCAGCCCGUCUCCUUGACAUACUAUAUGUCCACAGUUCUCAAUAAUGAAGACAGAAAAUCCAGGGGUGCAUAACCUAUGUAAAACAUAGAAAUAAAUCGAGUCUUUAUCCCCAUUCCUACUCUCAGUUGUGUGGUGGAGCAACAACUUGUUUCUCUACGUCAUGUUGUGUAAGAGACGAUUUUCCUGUUACUGUCUUCAUGGAUUUAAUUUUACCUUGAAAGGGAUGUGGACACUCAGGAUAUAUUUCUUGUAUAAUUGUAAAGGUAUGGCUAUUCUGCAUAAACGAAAGAUGGUAGUGAUGCUUAUUUGAAAUGCUUCUUUUCUGCUAAUGAAGUUUCUUUCUCAUUUAGUUUUACGAAUGGAGCAAGAAAUUGAGAAGUUCAUCAGGGAUCCCACUCAGCAACAGCUGGAGUUACAACCACAGCCAAAUUCCUAUCUACGAUUGGCAGCACAUCGAAUUGCCCAGCAUUACUCUCUCCAGUCCAUCGCCAUGCCAGACAACAGUUCGCCCGAUGGUUCAAGUUCCAGGAUCUUUCUUCACAAAACAUCUUUAUGCCGUUUCCCUCCAAUUCGUCUCACAGACAUCCCUGUUAACCUGCCGAAGGAAGAAGGCAGCAACAUGGUUAAGGUUGCUAUCAAAAGGAGACCAGACAAAUAUUCACAAAAUGCAGGUUCUGCGGAUGCUCAUUCAUCAAAGAUGAAUCAACUAAAAAGUGUAGAGGAAAGAAAAGAAGAGUACAACAGAGCACGUGCUCGCAUAUUUAGCAGUAUCAGUGGCAGUAAUAAUGAUGGGAGAGCAGAGGAGGAUGUUGCCUUGACAGAUGUUUUCCAACACAGUCCUGUGGUGUCAAGUCAGUCUGAGGAGAAACCGGUUUAUGAGCCAACUGGACUUAAUAUUGGCCAGGGUUCAAAUGAAUCUCUUGGAGGCAGCAGCAGAUCAAGUAGAGGUAAGACAGAAAAUGAACCUACCAUCAAUAGGUACAAGGUGGGAAAUAGAGUUGCCAUUUUUCGUGACCGUGAGAUGGACCGCAAAGACCCUGACUAUGACAGGAACUAUGACAGGUGUGUAAACAAUUCAGAGCGCUCCCUUUCUUUCUUCUUUUUUUUAGAAAAGCUUAAUAGGAUCGGUGAAAGACUUCUUUGAGCUGGUUGCUGACUAUUAGAACUCGCGGUGGCAAUCAUUCGCUCAGAUUCUUUGAUCCAAACAGUCAGGACUUCAUUUUUUCACUUUCAGGAGGAGAGGAACCUAUUGAAUUUACCUGAGGGGCGUCCCACAUUUUCCUUUUGGCUGACUGUAGCUAAAAUUCUUUUUUGAAGUAGUAGUUUUUUGAUAUUUUGAGAACACGUGUUUUGGAGUGUAUAGGGCGACGAAAGUUACUACCUUUCGGGGAGGUGGUGUGGGGGUGUGGGGGUGUGGGGUUGUGGGAGGAUCAGCCUGGGAGCCACGAAAACCAGUGGUUUACGCUGAUGUAUGUCAUUUCUUUGAGUCUGCUCAUGAGAAGCACGUAAACUUAGCUUUGAUUAUGAUAUGAUGGCACCUCAUUUUAUGAUUCAGCAAUUUUAUGGAACUAUAGCGAUAUUUGAUAUCAGUUGCACUAAACCAGAAAUUAUUUGCUUUAUUUUUAUUGUUCUUUUCUUUAAUCAUUAUCCUCUAUUGAAUGCAGAUAUGUGCAAAGGUUUGAUCCGGGGUUCGGUUUCAAUGGGGGAGGAGGGGCCUAUGGCAUUCAACCAUUGUACACUCCCGCUGUGAACUACAAUACAGAAUUUCCGCAGCUUGGAUCGAGUCAUUUAACGCAGAUGUCUAUUGAGCACCAACAGCGACCUAUGCCACAACACCCCCACGUCCCUUGGGGCGCUGGAUCGCCAUCUGCUACAGUUGGUUACGGCCCUCCAGAGGGAUUGCUGCCUCCUUUCAAUCCCAGUCCAGUUGGUCCUCUCUCAAAUCCUUCUGUCUAUUUGCCUUCUUCCCAGUAUCUCGCUCAGCCAAGAGGCCCAAGGCCCGGAAUGAGUUUUAUCCAUCCUCAAGAGCUUGCGCAGCCUUUCUCACAGGUAAAUGGCAUCUAUCGUUACUGAUUGGGUGGAGGUGCCAACUUUGGUGAAUUUCCCCCUCGCUGAGUUUCUUUAAACGCUCACCCAGUCAGAGGUUCUGUCGUCAUCUGUUAAGUCAGUAAUCAUUGAUCUUGCGUCCAGGAUCUGUCCACAUCAGCUCCCUAGCUCCAUAGAUACGUAGAAUGGAUAUUACUUUAGACAAAAUAGUAUAUUUUCAUAAGAAGAGAAAAUUUCCUUUUUGCAGAGCUUUUUACUCUUUUGUUGUUCCAAUGCUGAUCCAGCGCACCCUUCUUAUUCCGUAUGCAGACUCACCAGCAGCAAUCUGAGGCAAGUUUUGGAUUAUCCAGGCCCCGCUGA